GGGCGUCGCCUGCUAGAGCUUUAUCAAGGUUUUGUUGCAGAAGUGAAAAACACAAACAUUCGUAUCACUGCUCGCUCUCUCGCCCGGAAUUCGUCUCUCUCUCCCGCAGAGUUAAGCUUCUGAACCUCGAAUCUCAAAAUUUCUUACUGAUUAAAGACUCGGAGGUAGAAGAAUGCCAAAGGUGAAAACAAACCGUGUUAAAUACCCAGAGGGCUGGGAAUUAAUUGAGCCAACUCUUCGCGAACUGCAAGCAAAGAUGAGAGAAGCUGAGAAUGAUCCACAUGAUGGUAAGAGAAAAUGUGAAACAUUAUGGCCUAUUUUUAAAAUAGCACACCAGAAGAGUCGCUACAUUUUUGACCUUUACCACCGGAGGAAGGAAAUAUCCAAGGAAUUGUACGAGUUCUGUUUGGAUCAAGGCUAUGCUGACCAGGCUCUAAUUGCGAAAUGGAAAAAGCCAGGUUAUGAACGUCUCUGCUGCUUGAGGUGCAUUCAACCACGGGAUCACAAUUUUGCUACCACUUGUGUGUGCCGGGUGCCACAGCAUCUGAGAGAGGAGAAGGUUAUUGAGUGUGUCCAUUGUGGUUGUAAGGGCUGUGCAAGUGGGGAUUGAUUCUGCUGGUCUUCCAAGAAUGACAAGAUUCCCGGUUUCGGCAAUGUGUAAAGUCUCUUCUUGGUAAUCAUUCUAAAGCUGGCCCUAGGUAACUGGUGGCAGAGUUUCUGUAUUUGUUUUGAGAAUUAACCAAAACAUAGCUUGAGAGUUAAAGAGCAUGAAUCGAAAAUCUUUCUUAAAGUUUUGAGUUGCAUCGAGUACGAUGUUUCCCACCAUCGAUGGUUAGAUGCUGCUUAUUGUGCUCAAGUUUUAAAUUUGUUAUAAAGUACUAUGAAACCUUAAUGUUUGCUAUAGUCUGUUGCGGUCGACUAGUUAAAUUUGUUCUUUAGAUAUUAUCAGUUAGGAUGGGUGAGGUGACAGCCAUCUCUUUGUGAGUUUGUAUGUGACAUUUGAGCUGUGAUGAUUACCAUAACUUUAUCGUGUUAAUUUAACAGUUUUUUACGUGGAAAA
Juglans regia (Persian walnut) is the source of this 1060-nucleotide messenger RNA. RefSeq names its product protein BUD31 homolog 2-like. Gene Ontology annotation, biological process: mRNA splicing, via spliceosome. The record is from RefSeq and is a predicted model, not a curated record. Gene Ontology annotation, cellular component: spliceosomal complex; nucleus. Lineage: Eukaryota; Viridiplantae; Streptophyta; Magnoliopsida; Fagales; Juglandaceae. Bases 173 to 610 code for a protein of 145 amino acids. The transcript has 5 exons.